Molecule: messenger RNA, 1817 nt
Organism: Chara braunii
Lineage: Eukaryota; Viridiplantae; Streptophyta; Charophyceae; Charales; Characeae
Source: the annotation of a GenBank genome assembly
CGAGGGUGAACCCCGCAUCACCACCACCAUGUUUCCACUUCAUUUCUUACGGCCGGCAUGAUCUAUGAUUUUCACGAAAAAUGCCUGAAAUGCAUUUUUCAGAUUUAUUUAAUGCUUUCGGGGUGUCACACCGUUGAGGAAUCUAAACUCAACGGCCGCAGGUGGGACCAGACCCCAGGGGGUGCCUGUGCGGAAUCGUGCAGGUUUUUUAUUUUUAAUAUUAUUAUUUUAUCUUGUUUUGGGAGGGGGAACAGGGGACGUAUGACAGGAAGAUGGGGAUAGGGCGAGGAGAGGGGGAUAUGGAGAGGAGGAGGAGGAGGUGGACGAGGAGGACGACGAGGAUAGCGAGGACGGCGAGGAGGAGUCGAGAUGGGGGAGGAGAAGAGAUGGACGGAGGGAAAAGAGGAAGGGCAGGAGGAGGAGGACGAGUGGGAGAGGAGACAUGGACGGCGAGGAAGGGGAGGACACGAGGAAAGGGAGGACACGAGGAAGGGAAGGAGACGAGGAGGCAUGGAAGAUGAGGAAGUACGAGGAGGAGGAGGAGACAAGGAGGAUGAGGAAGGGCAGGAGGAGGAGGACAAACAGGAGGAGGAGGAGGAGGAGACGAAAAGGAGAAGGGAGGAGGAGACAUGGAGGACGAGGAAGGGGAGGAAGAGCAAGGUGAUGGAAAUGUUGGCGAAGGGCCAGAAGCCGCCAGGCAUAAAGGAUAUUGAUGACAAGCCACCAAAUGUAGAUCAACCUCUUUCUUCACCCCGGAUGACGCCCCUCCCCAAGGCCUCUUGUAGCACUGUGCCCAAUAUCUCUUCAAGUGCAGCGAGUGGUGUCACUGAAGAGAGGAUACCGUGGUGGCGUCAAAAUCCGAAGGUGUCUGCUUCUGCAAGCUCUGCUCCGACCGCCCCCGCGCCAUCGACUACUGGUAGCACAGCACGCGCUGCGGUAGCCCCAAGUUCUGUGGCCCCAUACCCUAGACACUCGCCAAGCAUUAGUGCAGCUUUUGGCAAGCGGCAGAUUCUUCCCUCCAGACAACCAUCAAGUCCCCCAGCAAAUCCUCAACCAGCCACAGUAGAAAGGAGGCCACCAGGGAACCUUCCAGGUGGUCCCAGGCCUGCAGCUGUUCAUCCGUCCUCACCCAUCACCUUACCACAAGCUUCGACACCUACAUUGCAUAUCAAGGGAGUUGCUGUAGAUAGGAUGUUAAAUGAAGUCCAAAGCAGCGGCAUGGAACCGACAAGGCAUGGAAUGAAGAUGGCAGACCACAGUGGUGUGGCCAGUCAUCCGAGCAGCACAACUAUAGCCGACUGCAGCAGCUCGGCAUCAGAGGAAAUUGCAGUGGCUUUUGAUCGUAAGCUGCAUGCCCACGGGAAGGAAGCCAUGCUGCUUGAAACUCAAGAUGUGAUGCUGCCAAAGGGCGUUGCGCCCUCUGCAUCAGUGGCGGAAGGGCUUGAACCUAUGUCUCGCUCGACCUGGUCAGCUGCAGUGCCCCAAAAAACAGUACUGCAAAGUGCACUUGCAGCAUUGGGCUACGAGAUUUCCAUCCGAGAACAGAGAACCCCUGCCACGGAGGAAGAAGACAUUCGAGGCAAAGGAGAGGCCGUGUGCACCGAGCUUGCCAUGAACAUGAAUGGGCAGUACUCAAGUAGUGACUCGAGUGACGGGCAUCCAUCCGUAAGAGGAGUCGUAGCCACACGUUCUGCGGGCAGAAAGGAUUUGCUCACAGAGAUAGAGAUUUGAUAGCAGAGGGAGUUUGGCAAAGGCUUCUGGGGAUGGAUACCUCUGCGGAUGGUUAGACCAGCUCUCAAUGAGGCAUCUUACGAAGU